Diachasmimorpha longicaudata is the source of this 3362-nucleotide messenger RNA. RefSeq lists its product as uncharacterized. The transcript is spliced from 11 exons. NCBI's taxonomy places the organism in Eukaryota, Metazoa, Arthropoda, Insecta, Hymenoptera, Braconidae. Gene Ontology annotation, cellular component: plasma membrane. Gene Ontology annotation, molecular function: odorant binding; olfactory receptor activity. The record is from RefSeq and is a predicted model, not a curated record. Gene Ontology annotation, biological process: detection of chemical stimulus involved in sensory perception of smell; sensory perception of smell. Bases 458 to 3151 code for a protein of 897 amino acids.
AAGGGCUAUAGCUCACUUCCAACAAUGAAAAAUAAUUGCAACAUGAAAACCUGGAUUUUUGUGAAUAGGAAUAAGCAAUUUAUCAAUCACUUCGAAAUUUCCAAUCACGUAAUUAAGUCAACACCGAAUUAAGAAAAAAUUCCAAGUCCCUUAUUCAUCGCAAAUAUAAUUGAAAGUCCUCGCAAAUGAUAACAUCGUUGUCUCGAAUAUUUUGAACAUUUUUCUCAGUUUAAACUGGAAUCCACGUUAUAACAGCGCCAGCAAUCUUUUCCAACUAAAAUGCAAUCAUGAUCUACAUAAAAAAAAUGCUAUACUGUCGCAAAUUAUUUGUACUUGAUGAUUAAGCGCAGGCGCUGGCGUCUCCAGAGCAUUUAUCCAGCAGCUUAUACCCGUUAAAUGCAGUCGUAUUUCCACAACCAUCGGUCGUACACCACCCAGGGUGUUCCCAGCGUUACAAAUGUCACAAUUGUCGUCGGCAGCCGACAUGGAUUUCGCUGGGAUCAAGCCCAUCAGAUACACUCGCUGGCUUCUGACAAUUGUGGGAAUUUGGCCAGUCAUCAAAAGAUAUUCAACACCACAAGAUCAUUUUCUCGCUAUCAUAGUCAGGCUAGUGUGUUACCUUUUAGCUUUCUUUGCUAUGAUACCAGGUCUAUAUUUCAUGUUUUUUCGAAAAGCAACGAGUGUCAAAGAUAAAGUGGCUCUUGUUGGUCCAGUUGGUUUUUGGGUGAUGGUGACAAUGAAAUAUACCAUUAUGAUAUACCGUCAGAAGGGGAUAAAAAAAUGUAUCGAGCAUAUCGAGACCGACUGGCAGAGGAUUAAGAGUCAAGAAGAGCACGAUAUUGUAUUUAAGAAUUUUCUCAUCAGCAAAAAAAUAACCAUCAUAUGCGCAUCGUUUAUAUACUCUGGUGGAUUAUCUUAUCACACAGUUGUACCAUUUGUAGUAGGAAGUGCUGUUACCACUGAUCGUGAAGAUCGACCUCUUAUUUUUCCUGGUUAUGAUGAUGCUUUUGAUGUCUAUGCUACACCUGUCUAUCAUUUUGUAUUUUUGUCGCAUUGUCUUGGUGCUUUUAUUAUGUAUACUGUGAGCAUUAUUAGUUGUAAUCUCGCUGCUAGUUUCUGCAUUCACGCUUGCAGUCAACUUCAAAUUGUGAUUUUGAAGCUCAAUGGGCUGGUUGAACGUGGAUAUAAUGAAUGUAGUGAAUCACUCCGAGAUAAGUUGAAGUCCAUCGUGUGGAAUCACGUAAGAGUGCAAAGAUAUGCUGCGGAUAUCGAGAGAGUACUGCGUGAAAUAUGUUUAGUAGAAAUUUUAACAUCAGUUAUUAUCAUUUGUUGGUUGGAAUAUUUCGUGCUAAAGACGUGGGACGACAGUGAAACGAUAGGAAUAGUAACUUAUUUCAUACUAUUGAUGUCUCUAACUUUUAAUAUAUUCGUUUUUUGUUUCAUCGGUGAACUUCUGAAGGAACAGUGGAAUGAAACUGGGAAAUCAGCGUACCUAUUGGACUGGGAUCGGGUAUCACCCAAGAUAGCUAGGGCGAUAAUCCUAAUAAUUGCCACUGCACAAGUGCCAAAAAAAAUAACAGCCGGUGGACUCCUUGAAUUAACAUACACGAGUUUUACUUCAGUAAAUUUCCGCCUCAUUUGUAAUGAAAUCUUCACUGAUAUAUCUGAACAUUCUGAGGCAUAUGAACCUAUGACUGGUCCUCUCAAUAUGAGUGCUCCAUCCGCUCUGUCAAGUGCUUCUUUCUCAAAUGGCGAGAUCGAUAUGAAUCACGCUGCUUAUAGUCGAAUAUCUGCCCUCACUCAGUCACAAUUUUUUUCCAAGAAUACAUACGCAAGCGCACAGGUCCCUGCCAGUUCUCACGUAUUUCAAACGUCAGUUUUCUCAAUUCUUUUCAUUUCCCAACAUCUCUCCAACGUUCUCCAUGAUACUUCAAUGACAAUGUCAGUUGACAAAGUGAAAAACUCAUCAGAAGAAAUAGAAACCAUUCAACUGACUCGAUGGCUCCUGAUAACACUAGGUCUUUGGCCAUUUGUGACUGACAAUUCCACAAUUAUCGAAACAUUCCUUGGAAUAAUAAUUCAAAUACUCUCUUACGGUCUUCUAUUCUUUACAAUUGUCCCCACGACGUACCACAUAUUCAUGCGCGAGCAAAAUUUAGACGCCAAGAUAACAUUAAUCGGUCCAAUCUGCUUCUUCACAACAAAUUUCCUCAAGUACUGUGCCAUUGUUUACCAUCGUGAGGACAUAAAGCAAUGUCUAAACUCCCUGAAAACUGACUGGCAACUACUAACGACUCAGAGUGAUCGUGACAUCAUGAUGAAGAGUGUGUCAACAGGAAGAAAUUUGACAAUUUUCUUCGCUAUUUUUAUGUACAGCGGUGGAAUGUUCUAUCACACAUUCAUGCCAUUUCUCAUCGGGAGUCCAGUAACAAAUGCGAAAAAUACUUCCACUAGGCCAUUGGUCUACGCAGGUUACGACAUACUUUUCGAUCCUUAUAUCUCUCCUGUCUACGAAAUAGUGUUUUUCUCCCAUUGUCUCACUGCUAUGGUUGUUCACACUAUUGUCACUGUUUCUUGUAAUCUCGCUGCCAGUUUUGUGGCACAUGCUUGCGGACAGAUACAAAUUAUAAUUGUCAGGCUCAAUUCCCUGAUCGAUGAUAUUGCUCAGGACAGUGCUCGUAGUCAUCGAAAAAUGGCGAGUAUCAUUGACUAUCACGCCAGGGUUAUCAGAUUUACUGUUGACGUUGAAGUUAUUCUUCGAGAAAUAUGUAUGAUCGAGGUUGUGGCAUCUACCUUCGUAAUUUGCCUACUUGAAUACUAUAUUCUGGCGACGUGGAAUGGAAGUGAAAUAAUCGGUAUCCUCACUUAUCUCGUACUGUUAGUAGCCCUGAGUGUCAACGUUUUCAUAUUUUGUUUUAUCGGUGAAAAGUUGACUCAACAGUGCUACGAGGUGAGCAAAGCUGUUUACAUGAUAAAAUGGUAUCGCUUACCACCGGAUGUGGCUAUAGCACUGGUGCUAUUUCUAGCUAAUGCACAAGUACCGAGGAAAAUUACGGCUGGAGGGUACAUGGAUUUAUCACUUAACAGUUUUGUUAAGGUGCUGAAAACGUCAGUUGUUUAUCUAAAUUUACUCAGAACUGUAGAGAAUUAGUUGAUGUUCUUUAUCAAAUUCUUCGUUGCUAGUCACAUGCAAUUAUCAGAAUUGUAAGAACGACUCAUUAUAAACUGUCGAUUAACGCAGCCGACAGAUACAUGACACCAAGUAAUAGUGAAAAUAUGUAGAGAUAAAUGACUGAUUAGAAUUGAAUAACUGUAAUGAACGUUACGUUCGUGACUGAAUAAAGGAUUACUAAUGAUUGACA